Oryzias latipes (Japanese medaka) is the source of this 3570-nucleotide messenger RNA. RefSeq names its product TLC domain containing 1 (gene tlcd1). Lineage: Eukaryota; Metazoa; Chordata; Actinopteri; Beloniformes; Adrianichthyidae. The record is from RefSeq and is a predicted model, not a curated record. Gene Ontology annotation, cellular component: plasma membrane. Gene Ontology annotation, biological process: regulation of membrane lipid distribution; plasma membrane organization; phospholipid homeostasis.
AAACGGUUUAGUGUUCAAAUGCCCCAAAUCUACUUUUUGGGGGAGAUGUUUUCCUGAAUUUUCUUGUGCUUACCUGUGCAGCUAUAAAUGCUGUUCUCUUCAUUUAUUCUUUGGCUAAAUGUUGUAGUGAUGUCAGUGAAGUGGCUCAGUCAUUGGUGGAUGGUGGAUGCGCUUUUACGCACAGGAUUUUGCGCGCAGCUGUGGACUCGGAUGUAAACAAGCGGCUUCUGUUUGGUGUUUUCAUUUUCAAAAAGGGUCCUCCAAAAAUCCAAAUUGAGCCGCCUGGGAUUUUGAAUGUUUCGUAAUCUGGUCACAGCAGUUUGAGCGUUCCUCCUUGUUUCUGUAUUUCGCAGGGAGCAACGGCGGCCCCGCCCACCCCGCUGCCUUUCCACCUCUCCCCCAGCGGCUCUGCGAACAGGCGGAGAGCGUCGCGAUACGAGGCGCUGCGUGAGCACAGCACUGCCGCGAUGGAAUGAGCGCUCAUCUGGACGUCCUUUUCAGACUGAAGCCACCGGAACGCAGAGAGGGCCGGCAGCAUCCACGAGACCUAUGAUCUGCACUGAUUUAAAGAAGUAAAAAAACCGAGGAUUUCCUUCUUCAGCUGCAUCAGCACCUCCUCUUUCUGUAAACCUCUUUUCUGGACAACACUUGCAUCCGUCCAUCACUGGGCUGAGGGGAGGCUGAUAUAGGCAUUUGAUCAGGAGGAAGAAGCUUCAGGAGACAGCAGGGGUGGCCAAGCAAGGAUGGAGGCUCUGAUUCCCCUGAUAAAGAGUCACCCAGGCCUGUCAGUCCUGGCAUUCUCUCUUGUGUUCAGGCUGACCCAUUGGCUGCUACAAAAUCUGCCCGUGCCCAAGGUGGUGAGGCAGGAUGCCUUUCGCUCAUGGAAGUGGAAGAAUCUCUCUGUCUCCAUGGUGCACUCCGUCCUGACUGCAGCCUGGGCCCUGACCUGUUUUGUAGUUUCCCCGGAGCUGUUGAGCAACAUCCGCUCGUACAACACACCCCUGUCCUACCUGCUGGUUUGCAUCUCCACAGGAUACUUUGUGCAAGAUGCAGCUGAUAUUAUCCUGACAGGACACGCAAAGGGAUCAUGGGAGUUCUUACUCCACCAUGCAGUGGUAAUAUGGUGUUUCUUGUACACCCUCUACACUCACCUGUUCAUCGCGGGGGCCGUGAUCGCCCUCUUCGUGGAGGUGAACAGCAUAACCCUGCACUUGAGGCUGAUGCUGAAGCUGGCGAGUGCUCAGGACUCUUCCCUGUACUACGUCAACAAGUUUGUCAACCUCAUCACCUAUGUCACCUUUCGCCUGAGUGCUCAGUUCUACCUCACCUGGUACCUCACCAGCAACUACUCCAGCUUGGAGCACAGCGGAUACUUUUUAACCUCCAUCAUGGUGAUGAAUAUCAUGAUUCUUAUUUAUUUCUACCGUUUGCUUCGCGCUGACUUCUUCCCACGGAAAACACACUUUGCGGGACAAAACGGUGUACACAGGAACAACUCCAAGAAAUUUCUCAGUGAUUGACUGAGAAAAGUGGUUCACUCUUUUUUUGUAUCUAUUUAAGGUGGUAGUUUACAUUUUUUGUCAGUUUUAAAUGAAAACCGACAUCAUGCCUUUUGACCACAUGUCUCUGUUGUGUCUCACUGCUAAAGAACAAACGUCUAAAAACACAAGUGGCCAAACAACAUGUAGCCUGUUUCAGGUGCUGCUUUCAUUAAGAAAUUCCAUCAUAAAUAUCUUAAUACAAGGUCAUUUUAACUAAAUCAUCAAUUUUGGGCAAAGCUAAAACAUUUUUCAAGUAUUUGUUCUUUUGUUUUCCACAGCCUGAAAACAACUUGUGAGUUUAUUGGUGUGACUUAGAUGAUACAAUUCACAACAUUCCUGCUAACUCAGUAAAACGGAAAAAGUUUCUAUGUGACCACUAACAGAUUUGUAUGUCUUGUUAUAUAUUUAUUUGAUAUCUAUCAUUUUUGUUGAUAAGUUGUUUAAGCAUUUUUUUGUGCUUCAUUUAUGGCUUUUUUGGGAUUUUUUUGAAUAUCUUCUCCACACCUUUGGUAUGCAGGAUUUGGAACAGCUUUUUGGGGAUUUUAGUGAUUUUCUAGUGUACUCUGAGUUGGGAUCUCUGUCGUUGGAAUUUCCUGCUAAAGUUUCUGUAGUGAUUUUAACCUGGAGCAUUUACUGAUGGAAAACUAAAACAUUAUCUCUUAAAUUCCAAACAACCUUACAUUCAACAGUAGUCCACCAGCACGCCAGAUUUUUCCGGUUGUUAAUUGCAAAUUUUUCCGAAUGUCCGGCUUUCCAUAUUUUGCUCCUCAGACCAGUUGCUAUGAGCUAUUCUCCAUUCAAUCUUGCCAGGUUGUGUUUUCCAAUCUCCAAAAGUUGGAAUUACAUCCAGUAGCUGUUAAUUUUUUUAGCAUGAAAAAUCUACUGGCAAGUUUUGUAAAUAUGAUAAGGAAAUAAAUCUAAAAACCUAAAAAAAUUAGGUGUAGUUUAGAUGUCUUUCUUGUCAUUUGUGAGUGAUCUUGGUUUGUGUCUUGUUGCCAGUUAGCUUCGUGAUUGAGGCUGAUCAUUUGUGAUGUCCUCCUUGUUUUAUUGUGUUUGUGUAUAGUAUAGAACUUCAAUGUUGUUCAAUUUUGUAAAGGAAAUUCCACUUCUUGCUAUUGCAAGCUUUUUUGCCAACCUGUUGUCAAUCUUUUGACAACCUUUAUAUGCAUCGUGUGGUCAUUAUCUGUAGUGAGUGAAGAGGUCUUUUUUAAAUAUUCUACCCUGUGACAGACUGGCGACCAGUCCAGGGCAUCCCCUGCCUACGCCCAAGUGGCCGGGAUAGGCUCCGGCAACCCCGUGACCCCGAAAGAGAAUAAACGGUAAAGAAGAUGAAUGAACUUUUUUAAAGGGUUUUUGUUAAACCAUGACCGGUUUUUGGUUGAAAUCUCUGACCCUGAAGUCAGAUUUUCUGUCUUUAGGACAGCAUCUCUUUGUCUUGAUGAAGCUCUUGUCUGUAGCUGAAGAGAUUACUAGACUGACAGAAACAUGUGUCAACAGCAACAUCAUUUGAGAUGUGGUUCUUGUUAAAUCUGUGUUUUGAACACUCGUUGAGCUGAAGCUGGAUCUUCCUGCCAUCUAACUGCUGCUUGUCAGGAUUUAACAUUUGAAAUGAGCAGCCAGUAGCACAAUCUUUAGUUCUCAGAUAUCUGAUGAUUGCAUACUAUCACAAAAACGGAACACAGUUUUGUGUUCUUCUGUUAAUUAUAAUUAGGACUGUUUUUUUCACUUCUUCUGAGCAAUUGAAAGCGUAGCAUAUUGUAAGUUAGACCUUCAAGAGAGCAUUCCCAAUCUAGAUAUUAUUAGUCGAUGGUGGGUUUUGUGGUAGUGAAAAACAUACAAAAAGGUGGGAUUUUUUAUGUAUUUCAGCCAAGGCCAGGAAAGUCUAAGGAGACAUAAGUCCGAUCUGCACUUAAGCGCCUUUAACCGCUGUGCCUUCUCAAACUAGAAACAAUGUGUGAAUAGUUGUACUUUGCAGUGAUGUUUAGUAGCAAAUAUGUUUUCUGUAUUAAAGUGACUUUUUGGAACUCCC